AUAUAUUUAAGUGCAGAGCUCUCUACGUUCAGCGGAAGAAGCAGCUCGGUGAGCGCUGUGAUUCUUUAAUACGAUUAGCUCUUGUCUUUAUACUUAUUCGCUGGAGGGAAAGAGAGAGUCUAAGUGUUAGAAAUCUUGAUAAAGAAUCGUUAAGUGCUCAAUGAGCUAUUUUUUCCGCUGAUGAACGCAGCCAGUAAUUUCUAUCAGAGGACAUCCUCGAGGUCUUCUCACUCCAAGUUGGUCGCCUCCGAUCGGACGCGCCGCAUUACAUCGCGAUCGUCAGAUUCGUCAACGUCGCCUCUGGCCUGUAAAACAAAUCCGUUUACAUCGCUUGUUCUCUCCUCAACGCUCGAAACUUUAUUUACCUCGUUCUAAGCGCGAGAACUUUUCGAGAUCUCAUAAGCGACGCGACAAAUCUCGCGUAUACACGGUGUCGAUAAAAUAAUUAAUAUAUAUUAUACAUUGCUAUUAAAAUAAAGUAAUUUUAUCGGACAUCACUGUAGAAGGAGGGAGAUAAACGCUGAACUGGUGCAGCCGGUUCAGCUAAAAAGAACAGACCCAUGACGUACGGAUACCUGGGCGCGACGCGCCUGAUUGGCGGAAGCCGAUCUCAAGCGGGAAGGCAUUAAUGGCGCUCUCCAUACGUUAUUCCCGUCCGGACGUGACUGCUUUGCUUCAAAUAUCGCUGUCGGCGGCUCAGGCAAUGGAGUUGUAGUCCCCGUAGACAUAGUAAAUAUAGACUGAGCGUCCCAUUCAAUAAACUGAAGCUUGUGAAGAGAGAGAGAGAGAGAGAACAUUUAAGAAGACUUCGUUUCUCUCUCUUACCCAUCGUAAAAGGCAAGAAUUGCGUCUGCGCAGUACUACGCAUGCGUGAUUCCCCCUUUUCACGAUGGUGUAAGACAGAGAAAGAGAGUUUUCUUAAAUCUUCUCUCUCUCUCUCUCUCUCUCUCUCUUCACAAGCUUCAGCUUAUUCAAUGGGAUAGUCAGUCUGUAUUUACUAUGCCUAUAGUUGUGGUCCCCCACGUGCUCGUGUUAUCCAAAGAUGAUAGCAUUCACGGGUUUUAGGUUAUGCGGCUACCGCAGAUCGGUAUUCUCGACGUGUAAGAAUUCGUACAAGAGCGGCAGUAUUUGUCACGCCAAGUUUAGCAGCGCGGGUGGCAAGAACGCCGGUACGGAGACCGUCACGCUGUCCGACGGCAAGCAGCUCCACUUCUCCACGGGCAAAUAUGCACGCUUCGCCGAUGGCUGUGCGGUUGCGACUCUGGGAGACACUUCCGUCAUGGUCACGGCGGUCUGCAAACAGCAACCGUCCGCCUCCUCGUUCCUACCGCUCGUCGUGGACUACAGACAGAAAGCGGCGGCGGCCGGCCGGAUACCAACCAACUUCCUACGAAGGGAGCUCGGGCCGAGCGAGCACGAGAUUCUCACGAGCAGGGUCAUAGAUCGGUCCUUGAGGCCGUUAUUCCCGGAAGGGUUCUACUUCGACACCCAGCUAAUGUGCAACAUGCUAGCCAUCGACGGCGUAAACGACCCGGAUGUGAUCGCUAUCAAUGGCGCCUCCGCGGCCCUCAGCGUUUCCGACAUUCCGUGGAACGGUCCCGUGGGCGCGGUGAGAGUUGGGAUGAUCGACAACGAAAUAAUAAUCAAUCCUACCAGAUGCCAAAUUCAGGCCAGCGCGUUGAACCUUAUUAUCACCGCGACUAAGCAGAAUCUAAUCGUCAUGUUGGAAGGCUCGGCCAAUGAGAUACUGGAGCAACAGUUGAGGAAGGCGCUCAAGCUCGGCGUCAAGGAGUGCCAGGGCAUUGUGGCGGCGAUAACGAAUUUACAAAAGACGUGUGGUAAAACGAAAAGAACGAUAGAAACGGACGGGCAGCAGCCGGACGACAGUUUGACGAGUGCCGUGAAGGAACUCUCGGAGGCAAAGUUGCAAGACAUCUUUUCGAGCAGCGCGCACGAUAAAAUAUCGAGAGACAAUGCGGUUUCCGCUCUUAGAGACAGCGUUAUUAAAACAUUGCAAAACGAUAACGCGGACUUGAAUGUCCAAUUAGCGGAGAGAGUCUUUGGGUUAAUUAGCAAAGAUGUAUUUAGGACGUUGAUUUUAAACAAGGAUAUCAGAUGCGACGGUCGCCCGUUGGACGGUUUACGCGAUAUAUCGUGUCAAGUAAAUCUCUUCGACCCUCUUCAUGGUUCAGCUGUGUUUCAAAGAGGUCAAACCCAGGUCAUGUGCACCGUGACUUUGGAUUCUCUGGAAAGUGCACUUAAGAUGGAUACCAUUUCAAUGCUAAUCAGUGGCAUGAAGGAAAAGAAUUUCUUUCUCCAUUACGAGUUUCCACCUUACGCGACCAAUGAGACGGGACGUGUAAGCCGAGUAGGUCGCCGAGAAAUGGGACACGGCGCUUUGGCGGAGAAAGCUUUGCGACCGGUUCUUCCAAAGGAUUAUCCCUUCACUAUAAGACUGACUAGCGAGGUCCUAGAAUCGAAUGGUUCUUCCUCAAUGGCUACUGUCUGCGGUGGAAGUUUGGCACUGCUGGACGCAGGUAUACCGAUAUCUUCGGCAGCAGCAGGCGUAGCUAUUGGUCUUGUAACUAAAUUUAAUGAAACCAAUACGAAUAUCGAGGACUACAAGAUAUUGACUGAUAUAUUAGGAAUUGAGGAUUACCUUGGGGACAUGGAUUUCAAAAUAGCUGGUACCAAGCGAGGAUUCACCGCGUUUCAGGCUGAUGUAAAGAUACCAGGUGUCCCGUUAAAAAUUAUGAUGGAAUGUAUACAUCAUGCGACGAAUGCUAAAUUAGAGAUAAUUAAGAUUAUGAAUCAAGUGAUACGGACACCGCGAGAAACUAGGAAAGACAAGAUGCCGGUGGUCGAUAACUUGGAGGUUCCUAUUCAUCAAAGAGGAAAGUUCCUCGGGGUUGGUGGGAUGAACCUGAAGAAAAUAUUGUUGGAAACCGGAGUGCACAUAUAUCCGCACGAUGAAAACACCUAUUCGAUAUUUGCGCCAAAUGAAGCUGCUAUGACUGAGGCCAAGGAUAUGAUACAGAGCAUUUUGCAAAAGGAUCGCGAGCCGACCUUGGAAUUCGGCGCUAUUUAUACUGCGAAGAUAGUGGAAAUUUGUGAAACUGGGGUCUUGGUGACGUUAUAUUCCAACAUGGUGCCGGCAUUAUUACCCAACUCGCAAUUGGACCAGCGUAAAAUCCAUCAUCCCAGCGCUCUAGGAUUUGAAGUCGGUCAAGAGAUACAGGUCAAAUAUUUCGGACGAGAUCCAGUAUCCGGACAGAUAAGGAUAUCGCGGAAAGUAUUGCAAACACCAACUUCGAUUCCGAAAACAUUGCAUCGCGAUGAGAAGAAAACGUGAAAUUAAUGUUGUCUAGAAUUAAGUUUUAAACCAAUGCGUUUUUGUAACGCACACACUCGCACGAGCUACCCAUGUGUGAGAAAAAGACUUUGUGUAUAUUUUCCGUUAUUAUGUUAAAAAAUGGUUAUUGCUUUUAUAUGUAGUAAAUUCCGGAUGUAUGUACUUAUCUUGUAUUUUUCUACGAUAUCGUUAUUUCUAUUAAGAAUAUAAAUAUACAAGCAUGACUAUUAAUAAUAAAACAUGUUCAACAAUGUGUUUUAUUUAGCUUACUCUCAUUUACAUUACCGUCAGCACAAAUUGCUAGAAGAUUUAUUGAAGUUUGCAAGAUCAAAUUGCAAAACGUGAUUUUUAAGUUACUUUUUCAACGGUAUAUGGAAUAUUCUAUAAUUGACGAAGAGCGAAAAUAUAUGAUCAAUAUAUCAAAUUUCAAAGAUAGUUUUCUUUCGAGGACAAAUCUUGAAUAAAAAAAUGUUCUACAUUAUUCAAUAUUAUUUUCUCAUCUAUAAUCAUAGCUUUUGUUAUCAAAUAGAAACCCAAGUCACAUGCAAAAGUUGUGCAAUUAAUUGAAAAUAGAACAGAAUGAUUCAUCUUAUCGCUAUUACCCUUUGCGCUAUCUUUUCCUAGAAAUAGAUAGACUAAAAUAACCCAAAACAGGAUAUUAGGAUAACUUAUCAUUAAACUAGUACAUACAAAGUAAGAAUGAUAUCAAAAUAAAAAUUAGAAUAAAACUAUUCAACGUAAUUUAUUUAUUUGUAGUUGUAAGUAUCUAAUUUCUCCUUGAAAUAGUUAAUUAUAAAGUCGAAUUAUUAUAGAUAUAAUCUGUAUACACUUAUUGUCGUUUCUUUCAAAAUGACAUUAUUUCGAAUGUUAAAAUGUUUUUUGGUCAAUUCCGUGAAUAUGUUCC
This is a messenger RNA of Vollenhovia emeryi, 4256 nucleotides long. It is a transcript of the gene PNPase, whose product is annotated as polyribonucleotide nucleotidyltransferase 1, mitochondrial. Gene Ontology annotation, cellular component: cytosol; mitochondrion. The transcript has 7 exons. Gene Ontology annotation, molecular function: 3'-5'-RNA exonuclease activity; RNA binding; polyribonucleotide nucleotidyltransferase activity. Bases 1043 to 3352 code for a protein of 769 amino acids. Lineage: Eukaryota; Metazoa; Arthropoda; Insecta; Hymenoptera; Formicidae. The record is from RefSeq and is a predicted model, not a curated record. Gene Ontology annotation, biological process: mitochondrial RNA 3'-end processing; mitochondrial mRNA catabolic process.